Mya arenaria is the source of this 2410-nucleotide messenger RNA. Its product is annotated as protein mono-ADP-ribosyltransferase PARP14-like. Bases 707 to 2410 code for a protein of 567 amino acids. NCBI's taxonomy places the organism in Eukaryota, Metazoa, Mollusca, Bivalvia, Myida, Myidae. Gene Ontology annotation, molecular function: RNA binding. The record is from RefSeq and is a predicted model, not a curated record. The transcript is spliced from 8 exons.
UCCUGGUUUAAUAAUGUUGCGUUAAUAUACUGGCAGAAAGAUGUGAAAAUAACAAAAUUACAUCACGUAAAAAAUGUUAAAAUAUGCUUUCUAGUACCAGGGGUACCAAGGACCAUUUCUGCUGAUCAUCUGGUGAACAAUAUUUCCAUUCUUGAAGGCGGACAGGUUAUUUGCGGUGAAGUGGUGGAAGGGGCAGAAAGUGAUACAAAUUUGCAACGUUGGAUUUUUCAGCAAAAUACCGUACUUAAUGCAACGAAACUCAAAGAAACGCAGAUUGCCAAGAGCUGUAAUCUGUGCUUUCUGUCAAGAGAUGUAACUUAUGUUAGCAGAUAAAGCACUAAAUACUCUUCUCGAAAAAAGCCCUUUAAAGAUUUGUGGAGAAAUAAUUCAUGUUGAAGAAUAUGAGCUACCAAGAGCUACCAAGAGACGAUGAGAUGAGUGAAAACGAUGUAGUGUUUGAUGGUACGCAGACAAAGAUACUUGUGGAAGACAUUCCUGAAAGCAUUGACGAUGAUGCAUUGGAAAUGUACUUUGAAGCGAGGAAAUUAAAGUGCUGUGAGACGUCCAAUUGGUCUUAUAAAACUGCCCUCAUCAUUUAAAAAGACAAAAGGUAUCUGUUCAGAUUUAUGUUCCAAAACGCCUAGACACAAUAGUUGUAAAGGGUCCACCAGACAUUGUGAAUGAGAACUGUUUUGACUCAUUGGAAAUGUACUUUGAUAACAAGAGGAAAUGUGGAGGCGGAGGUGUCGUUGAACAGAGUACUACGUUCAGUGCAGAGGAAAAUGCUGUAUAUAUAACAUUCGAGGAGGAGGAAGUUGCACAAAGAGUUGUUAGUAAAGGAAAUCAUAAAGUACAUAGAAAAGAAAUUGAAGUAACCUUAUUAAAACCGAAACGCUCAACUAAAAGAUCGGUAUUUCGAAGGCAAACGAGCAAUUCGGAUUCCAAAGAAGUUAAACAAGAACCUGUAAAGACAAUACGUGUCCGAGGUAUGAACAAGAUAAGCAGUCGGGAAUCGGUGACCUGGUAUUUUGAAAACAAAAAGAGGGCCGGAGGAGGGGAUAUCGAGAACAGAUACACAGAUGAGGAGGACGAUGAUAUAGUCUACAUCCGGUAUAAGGAGGAAGAAGUUGCAAACGCUGUAGCAGAGCGUAAGAACCACACAGUGGAUGGAGUUGACCUUUCCGUAGCGCUGUAUACCCCACCCGUCCCUCCGCCUAGCUACUCAAACAAGAUACUGUUUAAAGGGCUGAACGAAAAAAUAACAGAAAGUGUAUUGGGACUUUUUCUCGAAGCUCGAGCUAACUGUUCCAUUGUAGAAGGGAGUCUUACCUACCAUGCAGACUGUGAUGAUAAUGCUAUAGUAACAACAGAGCAGGACAUUGACAUCGAAAGAUUGGAACUGGUUUGCAAUAGGAAGCCAUUGGAAGGCUCUUACCUCAAAGUUUCCUGUGUUCCAAUAUCAAACUGCAUCCUCGUGUCUAACAUUUCCUACAGUGCUACAAAAGACAUGAUUGAGCUGUACUUUAGAAAUUACAAUAGGAGCAACGGUGGACCUGUUAGCAAAGUCGAGAUUUUCGAAAACCAAGGCUAUUGUUUGGUUUACUUCAAUGAUUACAAAACUGUGGAUUCUGUUUUAAGUAAGGAGCAAAAGUUUGCUGGAAAUACUGUUGAAGUUAAAAGAUACAUUCAAUGUAUUGGAAGAGCAGAAGGGGACUUGGUUAAUAGAAGGUUUCGAUUACCUAAGCCCAUUUCAAUAUCUGUGAGCCAAUUGAAAAAAAGAUUCACCCAAAGCUCACAGAUUGCUAAAACUGCUCUUGAAGCACAGAUGAAAAUGUGUCAUGCAACGAUUACCUGGUCCGAAGAAACCCCAUCGGUAGAAAUAGCAUGUUCUUUAACGACUGACGUCAAAGAUUGCAUUGUUUUGGCAUCCAGCUGGCAGGACCAAGCAGAACAAAAUUUCCACGAUUUUAUGGACAACAUAUCUGAACAACAUAUGCCUGUUAUGAAGGAGUUGAUGGAGAAAACCACCUCAAAACUAUGCGAUAUUUCAUUAGAACAGCCGGAUGCUGUUGCAGUCUAUAUUUCCAAAAAAGACGGUAACAUAUCAGUUGUUGGCAUGAAACACGUUGCUGAUCCACUCAUUAGAGAGAUUGAAGGCAUUAUUAAAUCCACUUCAGAUGAAAAGGAAGAGACCUCGAACGAUGAGAUGAUUGAAGAGUUUGUAGAGUUUGAUGGUACUCAAACAAAGAUACUUGUGGAAGACAUUCCUGAAGGCAUUGACGAGGAGAUAUUAGAAAUGUACUUUGAAGCGAAGAAGCUGAAGUCAUGUGAAGUGAUUAGUGUUGAUUUUGAUGAGGAAGAUAGAAAUGCUGUGAUCGAAUUUGCGGAGCCAGGCCGUUGGUAUUUUUAA